Molecule: messenger RNA, 2235 nt
Organism: Paecilomyces variotii
Lineage: Eukaryota; Fungi; Ascomycota; Eurotiomycetes; Eurotiales; Thermoascaceae
Product: MFS transporter
Exons: 2
Coding region: 325-2034 (569 amino acids)
Biological process (GO): transmembrane transport
Molecular function (GO): transmembrane transporter activity
Source: RefSeq, a predicted model, not a curated record
UGGAGAUUCUUUGUACGCAGUAGGUACUGUACAUGUACAUGUAAAUGUGUAUUGGGUCGUAUCAUACCGUACCAAAAUUACCCUUUCCUCCUGUUCAGGAUGCUCCACGUGAUGAUUCAUGCUGAGAGCGAUUUUCCAGACUCCUUAGCAUGGAAAUGUUCUUCUGUCCGAACGUUCAAAGAUCACUGCAGACACACUCAAACACAUGGCCCAAGCUUGACAGGGUGCUAGCAGCUACCAAUCGAGCCACUGCAUAUUCUAUCUCUGCCUUCAACUUUGGCCCUGACCCUGGCCCUGACACGAGCGGUGGGAUACUGUGUCAAAAUGGGCUCCUCUCAUUCCGGCACCGACGGGCCUGAGAUAUCUGCUCCCGAGGUUUCAGUUCAAUCAGACGCGGAACUUGGAUCAGGGAAUACAGGUACUGCAGAGAAGGAGGUGAAUAAUUCCACAGAAGCCAACAGUGUGAGCGAUGAAGCGAAGUCGCCAAAGAAACCACUGUCUUUCCACUUGGCAUUCAUUGGCCUCGCCGCCAGCGUUUUUGUCUUCCAGAUGGACGCAACAUGUCUGGGGUUGGUGCUGCCUACUAUAGCCGGUAACUUAGGCGGCUCAAAUUUACAGUCUUUCUGGGCGAAUCUGGCCUACACGCUAUGUGGCCUUUCCAUGCAACCAGUAUGGGCAAGUAUCUCCGACGCAUUUGGAAGGAAACCACCUCUCUUCGUAUCCAUGGCAUUAUUCUUCGUUGGAUCUAUUGUUUUCGCCACCUCCAAAAACAUGAACACGAUCAUCGCUAGCCGAGUACUGCAGGGCUUCGGCGGUGGAGGAAUCGACGUUUUGGCCGAAGUCAUUUUGGCCGACAUGACAACGCUACAAGAGCGCUCGACAUACCUUGGCUUAAUGGGGAUUCCCGCGGCUAUUGGUAAUAUUCUGGGACCAUCGGUUGGUGCGCUGUUCGCUACUUACGCUAGCUGGCGGUGGAUUGGAUGGAUGAAUUUGCCCUUUCUCGGGGUUGCUACACCGUUGCUGUUUCUCUUCCUCAACCUACGGCCGGUCAAGUUUGAUGCUUCUCUCCGCGGCAAUCUGGCUCGCCUUGAUUGGAUUGGUAUGAUGUUGAUGAUUAUCGGUAUUACGAUCUUCGUGUUGCCUCUCAGUUGGGCGGGUUCUCUGUUCCCGUGGGCUUCGUGGCAGACGCUUCUUCCGAUGCUUCUGGGAGUGGUGGUGCUCAUUGCCUUUGCGUUUUACGAAAAGUACCCAGCGUCGCCGAUCGUUCCUCAUCGACUAUUCCAUUCAACGACUGCGAAUAUGACACUUGUAGGGGUGUUCUUUCAUGGUGCAGUUCUAGUAUCUAUUUUGCAAUAUCUACCUUUGCUAUAUCAAGCUGUGCAGCUCGAAACACCAAUUCUCUCUGCCGUCUCCUUACUACCCGCUGUCAUCACCAGUGUGGUAUUUGCAGCUAUUUCAAUGAUGAUGGUCCCGUUAUUUGGAGGAUACGCGUGGCUCCUUCGGUUCUCGUGGCUCAUCCUUACACUGGGCACUGGUUUACUCGCUUUGUUCCGUGUCGGAUCAUCGAAAUCAAUGGGUUAUGGGCUUCCGAUCUUGUGGGGAACGGGUGUUGCUUUACUUCGUCUCAGUAUCCUUCCAAUGCAAGCGAGUGUCAAGGAUAUCAAUGACACCGGCCUCGCAAUCGGCUUACUGUUAGGUGUUCGCAUGUUCGGAGGUCUGGUAGGUCUCACCAUCGCUUCAACAAUUUUCAAUACAACCUUUUCAACCUCGAUAUCUUCCUCUUCGAUAAAGCUUACCGGAUCACUGGCUCCUCUUCAGAACGCUGCCAAUGCUGUCAGCUUCAUUGACAAGCUGAGGUUGUUAGACAUUUCAGUUGCAACUCUCGAUCCCGUCUUGAGAGUUUAUCUCAAAUGUUUCCAGACCAUCUUUUAUACAAUGACGGGCCUGAGUGGUCUUGGUUUAGUGACUUCAUUCUUCGUUGCCGAAAUUGAUUUGUAUCGGAGAAAUCUUGGCAACCAACGGUUCGAAGAAUAGUUGAUUCCAGCAAAAUGGAGAUCACGCGACCUACCGUCGAAACACAUUGAGACUACACAGCUUUAUCGAGUUACGGGUACAGUGUAUAAUCUUAUUUUCGUCUGUUAUAUUUUUGUCCAGAUAAGUAUAUUGUCAUGUACUUUCCAACAGGCAAUGUAAUGCAAACAUCAUAGAGAGGCCUGCAAUUCUAAUCUCUAAACA